This is a messenger RNA of Chroicocephalus ridibundus (black-headed gull), 2272 nucleotides long. Its product is annotated as kelch-like protein 10. The record is from RefSeq and is a predicted model, not a curated record. The transcript has 3 exons. Gene Ontology annotation, molecular function: protein binding. NCBI's taxonomy places the organism in Eukaryota, Metazoa, Chordata, Aves, Charadriiformes, Laridae. Bases 1 to 837 code for a protein of 278 amino acids.
AUGCCAGAUGCCAUUAUCCACGCAGAAUAUUCUGACACUGGUGCUUCCAAAUAUUAUCCUCCUCGGAUUGUCAGAGGAGAUAAGAGAGAAGCAUCUCCCACUGCCUCAGGCUUCAACGUGGGCAACAGCUUGGCUUGUACUGCAUCCUCAUCCUUGCACAGGGAGAGGAAAAUGAGUGCUGGGGCUUGUACUGCCUUCCAUGGGCUUUGCCUGGAAGGGAAACUGCCCGACGCCGUCAUCAGUGUGGAUGGUAUUGAAUUUCCUGCUCACAAGACCAUCCUCUGCAACUGCAGUCCAUACUUCAGGGCCUUGUUUUCCAGCAGCUGGAGCAGUGCCGAGAAGAGCGUCUAUAAAAUCCCCGGCACUUCCCCUGAAAUGAUGAGGCUCCUUAUCGAGUAUGCCUACAGCGGGACAGUGCCGGUCACAGCUGACAACGUCGUAAGCCUGCUAAUCGAGGCAGACCAGUUCAAUGUCCUGGGCACCCUCAGAGUGUGCUGUGAGUUCUUAAAAGCCCAUCUCUGCUUGGAAAAUUGCAUCGGCAUCUGGAAAUUCACAGGCUACUAUUACUGCCCUGACCUGCGAGAAGAAGCCCAUCAGUUCAUCCUACAUCAUUUCGAGCAGGUGACCAAGGUGUCCACCGAGUUCCUGGAGCUUUCCAUCGAUGACCUGGAGCGCAUCCUGGAGAAGGAGGAGCUCCCUGUGACAGAAGAGGUCGUGUUCAAUGCCCUUCUCAAAUGGGUUGCUCAUGACCUGCAGACAAGGAGGCAGCACAUAGUAGUCUUGCUGGGCAAGGAAGGCUGGAGGAUUGGACAGAAGGGAUUUUUUUUCUUUAAAUAAACGCAGCGUUUUUACAGUUAAAGACUUUGCUUAAAACUUUUGAACUCAUAUCUUCGUAACGGUAUGAAUUUGUAGUUCCAAUUCCCUGUACUUACACGUCACCCAUCAAAAUCUGCAAGUGCCAUUGCUAGCAGUUUCACAUGAACUAGAUUUUUAUCAGUGUCCCACAAGCUGCUAUUGGACUAACUGUUUGAAGAGCUCGAUGUUUGCUCUCCUAAAAUUCAGGGACCUGACUUUACCCUUCCCCCUGACACACACACCCCUCAGGACUGUGAACUCCAUCGGUGCAUGAACACGGCAGCCUAGGCUGCCUCUGAUCUUGACAGCACCCACUAGCUCACUUGCGUUGAUGACCAUCAGGUCCGGUAUCACAUCCCGUCUGGUGGGGCUGUCCAUUACCUGGCUUCAGAAGUUCUCUUCGAUGCACUCCAGGGGUCUCCUGAAUCACCUACAGCUUGCCAUGCUACUUUUCCAGCAGCUGUCAGGCUGGUUGAAGUCCCCCUGCAGGAUGAGAGCCUGCAAGUGCAAGGUCUCCUGUAGCUGGAGUAAGAAGGGCAAUAGGCUCCCCUUGAUUAGGUGGCCUGUAGCAGACACCAGGCAGUAGUUCAGCCACAGACAACUUGGAACAACGAUUUUGAGUCAUGGAGGCUCAUACCAGCCUUGUUAGCAUGGUGAAAAACUUCAAGGGCUAUAGAAGGAGUGACUGCUCUAAACCUCCCCUUUUCUUGGUUGUUCUGGGGCCUAGUAGGCUCUUUCUAAUGGCAGGAAAGCUUUAUUGAAGACUGAUGGAUCAUCACCUGUUUUCCUUCCUCUGGUUGUCCAUUAAGCUGAACACCAAGUAGCUUGAAGAGAUGCUAAACUGGUCAUUCUUCAUUAUGCACAACAGCCGUGCUAAGAAAUUCACUGCAACAGAAGACUUGUAACAACUGACUUCUAGGGGGCUGCUUUUGCCUCAAGAGUGUAUUAACCUAGUAAUUCGCAGCUGACUUCCACUUUAAUACUGUUUCCUACUUAAAAGAAAUUCCCAUUAAUUUAAUAACUCUUGUUCGUGUUAUUAAGUAAGACGCUAGGUCUUGGGGACAAACUGUCUUAGUUCCCCCCACCCCAACUGCUGUUUUUUUCCCAGGAAAAAACACGGGUGGAAGAUAGAGGCUGCUACCCACAACAUGCUUGCUCCAUAACAUUGACUUUAUCAUCUGUCACCAACUGUAAGGUAGUAAUAACAAUAUUUAACAACACACAAAAAAGGCAAGCAAGCUGAUGAAAAAGGUAACUGUAAGAAUAAGGACCACCUUUUCUUAUCUAGGGCAAGGGUUUUUUUUAUGCAGCGCGUUUAGCGCAAAGGAACAAAACCUCGUUUCACUAAAGUCAGUGACCUCUGCUUUCAGAGGGACUUCUAGUUUCUACACCAAUUAUACAACAGGAUGGUAUAUGG